AUGGCUUAUAGUAUUACUGUUAAAAAAUUUAACAAUUUAUCAAUAAACAAAAUAUAUGGAAAAGAAUUUAAUUAUGAAUUUAUUAAAUUAUUAAAUAAAUAUAAAUUAUCUGAUGAAUUUACUUUAAAAAAGAAAAUUAAGGUCAAAAGACCAGGUGAAAAAGGUUUUGUUUUUGUUGUCGGCUCAAAUAAAUCUUUCUUUAACUAUCUUCGAACUGUUUUGGUAAAUUUAAAGCGAGUAUUUGGUUGCAAACAAAAAAUUAUUGGAUUUGAUUUGGGUGGAAUUAAUGAAGAAAUUAAAAUGAAAAAAGAAAUAGAUUUAGUAUGUGAAUUGGAAUGGAGAAAAUUUGAUUGGAACAUUAUGCCUAAAAGUGUACAUUCCUCACAAUUUUUUGCUUGGAAAAUUUUUAUUAUGGCUCAAAUAUUCUCAGAGUUUGACACUUUUAUUUGGUGUGAUACUUCAAUACAAUUUGUAGAAGCUUCUGCUUUAAUUCCAUUAUUCGACUCUAUUGAAAACGGGAGUAUUUCACCCGUUGUUCUUCCUAGUGGAAUGUAUUCCUAUUUGCCAAUGAUUACCGAUUGGAUAAAUGUAAGCUCUAAAUGGGAUUCUAACAUGUAUGAAGCUAAUUUACUUGUAUUCCAUAAAAGCGAGUAUACAAGAAAAUUUCUUAAAUGGGCUCUUCUCUGUGCAGCAACUCAAGAAUGUAUUGAACCAGCUUCUUCAGCGCUUUAUUGUAAUGAUCACAUGUUAGGGUUAAUUGGAGUUUGUCAUAGACAAGACCAAAGUGUUUUUAAUAUUUUAAAUGUUAAUAGUGAAUAUCAGAGGUGGAGUGAAAAUAAUAAAGGUAACCAGCAAAAAUAA
Molecule: messenger RNA, 861 nt
Organism: Meloidogyne enterolobii
Lineage: Eukaryota; Metazoa; Nematoda; Chromadorea; Rhabditida; Meloidogynidae
Source: the annotation of a GenBank genome assembly